Botrytis sinoallii is the source of this 1320-nucleotide messenger RNA. RefSeq lists its product as uncharacterized. The record is from RefSeq and is a predicted model, not a curated record. The transcript is spliced from 4 exons. NCBI's taxonomy places the organism in Eukaryota, Fungi, Ascomycota, Leotiomycetes, Helotiales, Sclerotiniaceae. Bases 1 to 1320 code for a protein of 439 amino acids.
AUGAAGUUCCUCAAUGUACCAAUCGCAAUUGCUGUCGCAGCAAUCUUAUUAUUACCUUGCGAAGCCAAGCUGGGCCAUGGGCUAUCCCAUCUCGAUAUCUUACAAAAACGACACUCUCAUAAUAGACUUCAUGCAUCACCACGAGCAGAAGAUUCUAAGAACUUGUUACAAAAGCGUGAUACUUGCGCAUUUCCAACGGAUGCUGGAUUGGUUGCUAUUACACCCGAUUCUAAAAAUGCGGGAUGGGCAAUGAGUCCAGAUCAAGCUUGUACUCCAGGCUCAUAUUGUCCAUAUGCUUGUCCUCCUGGUCAAGUGAUGGCGCAAUGGAAUCCAAAAGCCACUUCAUACACUUAUCCAUUAUCUAUGGAUGGAGGAUUAUACUGCGACUCAAACGGCAAAGUCAGCAAACCAUUCUCCAACCAACCUUAUUGUGUGUCGGGGACUGGUACAGUUGGAGUUGUAAACAGCUGUGGUGGAAGCGUUUCAUUCUGUCAAACGGUUCUACCUGGAAAUGAGGCUAUGUUAAUUCCAACAUCAGUGGAUGGAUCCUCUCAAUUGGCGGUUCCAGGUACAAGCUACUGGUGUGAAACCGCAGCCCACUACUAUAUCAAUGCUCCAGGAGUCUCGACUGCUGAUGCUUGUAUUUGGGGUGAUGGCUCAAAACCUAUUGGAAAUUGGGCUCCAUAUGUUGCCGGAGCUAACACUGUCGCUAACGGUGAUACCUACCUUAAAAUUGGUUGGAAUCCAAUUUGGACAUCCUCCUCCCUUUCAGAUACCAUGCCUACUUUUGGUAUCAAAAUUGAAUGUUCUGGGUCUGGAUGUAAUGGGCUUCCUUGUUCAAUUGAUCCAUCAGUUGAUGGAAUCGGAGGAGUUACCAGCGCCGAUCAAGCUGCAGGGGCUGGAGGUGCCAACUUUUGUGUUGUCACUGUCCCUUCAGGUCUAACUGCCGAGGUUGUGGUGUUUGAGCUCGGCGGUUCUGGAUCUUCGGCUUCCUCAUCAUCUAAAGCUGCUUCAACGAGCCCAACUUCCUCACUUUUCAGCCACACAACGACCUCUAUUGUUGCUUCCGCCUAUCCAACCGACGAAGCUCACGUGUUUCUUCAAGCUGGAAAUUCUACUUUUGGCGCAUCGAGUGUCUCCCUUGCCCAAACUGUUUCCAGCACUGGCACUAGCACUGGAGCAAUGAGUCCAAUCGCAAGUGCCGCCGAAACCGCUUCUGCAACAGCGUCAAGUACCAAGAAAUCGGUAGCUACAUCAACUGAAUUAUCAAAUUCGAUAUUUGGCCUCGUCCUCCUCCUUGCCAUCGGCUGCUUAAUCUGA